Messenger RNA from Emiliania huxleyi CCMP1516, 708 nucleotides. RefSeq lists its product as hypothetical. The annotation marks the transcript as partial. The transcript has 2 exons. The record is from RefSeq and is a predicted model, not a curated record. Lineage: Eukaryota; Haptophyta; Isochrysidales; Noelaerhabdaceae.
AUGGCCAAGCGACGGCUGAACCCGGACGAGAUUCGAGCAGCCGUGGAGGCGGGACCGCCCCCCCACUCAGUCAACUACGAGACCGACAAAAAAUGGCAUGCCGAGCAGAAUCGCUGGCUCGCCAAAUGGACCGAACGCCGGCUCCCCCCCGACAGCGGCGACAGCGGGAGCAGCCGGCGGGACCAGUGGCGCGAUCGAAAGCAGCAGCAUGCACGGCUGCUGCGGGCGGCGGAGAAGGAGCCAUCUGCCUCCCUGAAGCGCCAGCGCAAGGCCGCAGCGACACCUGCCGUGACACAUAGCGACCGUGUGCACGCUGGCCCGCCACGGCUCAAGAGGCCAAAGCCGCCGCCGGAAGGUGGCGACCAGCAGGCGUACGAGCUCGCCAUGGGCAUGUAUGGUAUUGCUCGCGACACCAGGCGCAAGAUGUCGAGGCGGACCAAGAGCGAAGACGCCGAGCGCAAGAGGGAUGCGCGAGCGAUCACGGCGAUGAUGGCAAGGCCGCAGGCAGUCAAGGCCGCCAAGGAGCGAAUGGAGAGGGAGCGCGAGCGGUCGCAGCGGCGGCGUGACGUGGCCAAGCUCACGGUGACAAGCUAUUAUGAGGAGCGCAUGCGGAUUCGGCGGCUCGAUGAGCAGGUGGCGCUGCUCAAGGCCGUCGAUGAGGCGCUGCGAGAUUCUGACUAUUGGCGGACCACUGGCUUCUUUAGCAGC